Molecule: messenger RNA, 714 nt
Organism: Camelina sativa (false flax)
Lineage: Eukaryota; Viridiplantae; Streptophyta; Magnoliopsida; Brassicales; Brassicaceae
Source: RefSeq, a predicted model, not a curated record
AUGAAACGAAGGGACAAAGAUGAGAAGGACAAGUUCAGCAGCGCAAGUAAUAAGUUUGAUCUGAAGUUGAUCCCUGCUGCCAAAACAUCUAAGGAAAUGCAAGGAGUGACUUCUUCUUAUUCGUUAUGCGAGAGUUUCGUCAAUUCCUACUAUGAUGUGUCUGCGGCGAAAUCGCGGUUUAUAAUCGCUUUCAGUGAUGGUGGUUCUUUGUUUAUUUUCUCGCCUUCACACAAAGGAAGGGAAUCUUCAUAUGACAAUACCUUCCCGGAACUCGGAUGGCUGGCUCAGCUCCAACUGUGCUUCCGUCCAAGGCGUCCAUGGCUUUAUCGGUUGUACGUCGGUGGUCCGUUCAUUAUCUGUAACCCUAGCAUGGGGAAAGUUACUUACUUACCAUUACAAGGUCCACGCACAUCCUUGGGAUACGAUCCUGUUGAUGAUCAGUUCAAAGCAUUGACCUUGAUGUCUAAUCCUUACCAGCAACACGAUUUUCUAGAGCACGAGGUUUUAACACUUGCACGAGGUGACUCUUCUUCAUGGACACCCAAUAAGGUUACCUCCCCGCCUUAUCACACUGCAACUAAAGCAAUAUGCAUCAAUGGUUUCGUGUAUUUUGGUGCUUGGACGACCCCUACCCGAGAUAAGAAUCCGAUGAUUGUGUGUUUUGACGUUAGAUUUGAUCAAAGCGCCUGUGGAUGUUGUGUGUUGGGAGGGUGA